Strongylus vulgaris is the source of this 282-nucleotide messenger RNA. Lineage: Eukaryota; Metazoa; Nematoda; Chromadorea; Rhabditida; Strongylidae. The record is from the annotation of a GenBank genome assembly.
AUGUACAACAGUGAUCUUGGUUCACAACUCAUCAGAAAGACUACUCGAAGUCAGGUUCCGCCGGCUCCACAUAAGCUUUUGACUGAAUCAAGCGUUCUGAUGUUGGAUACGAACAAGUGUCCCCUAUGUAUGAGGAGAAGGACGAAUGAUACGGCUUUGUCCGUGUCCGGUUAUGUGUUUUGCUAUUCUUGUAUAUACGAUCAUGUGAGCAAAUUCAAGACGUGCCCAGUAACAGGGUUGCCGUCUACGGUAAAUGAGCUCAUUCGACUAUACAUACACUGA